ACCGAAUCUUUCAUGCCAUAAGCAAAUGGCGUCCAUAUGAACAGUUUUUAAUUUUUACAAGCCACUGGAAUAACAUGAUUUUGAAAAAUUAGAAUGACUGAGGCAACCCAGGGUUUAUUGGCUAAUGCCACAAAGGGUAGACUUUCUACAAUUAAAGACACCUUGUCUGAAAAUGAUGUUGUCAAUAUAUGGGAGAAUGUUUCCAGUUACGUUGAAAAACAAAUGGCACAACACAAGGGUGUCCAAAUUCCUGGACUUGGCAUUUUUGCAAUUUCUGAAAAAAAGCUAGAGGUGGGAAAUAAUAAAUUUAUUCUAACUCAGAGACCUGUAUUUAAUGUUUCUGAAAAGUUUGCACAAAUUCAUGGGCUGCAGUUCCAAAAAUAUCAUAUGCCAGGAUCCAUUCCUGUGCUGCCUCUGAACUUUUCAUCAAUAUCAUUUGAAAGCCCUUUUGAUCGAGACACAGUUGAAAGAUGUGUUAAGGAAAUUGUCGGCUCUGUGUCCAGAGCUCUGGCAGCAAAAAGAAAUAUUGAACUCUGUUUCUCUGGCAUUGGAAGAUUAACCAUUAGAGACAGCCGAGUAAAGAUGAAGUUUUAUAAAGAAUUCAUCAAUCAGAUGGACCAUUCAGGAAAGCUAAUGGACUCAUUGAUGAAUAGAAUAGGAACAGCUGAUUCUGUAAUAUCAGAUAGAAUGUCUAGUCGACCCUAUACAAGCAACACUCUAAUACUACCAAAAAUUCAUUCUGGACAUGAUAGUGUAGCACAGAAUAAUCACAAUGGGCAUUUGUCUCCUGUUGUAGAAGAACCAGCGCUGUUUUCUAAUGAAGAAGUAACAUCAGAUGAAAUAAAUUAUUUACCAGAGCAUCAAAGUCCUGCGUAUGCUGCAGAGGUCAGAUUUGCAGAUCCUAUGGUAGAUACCCCUGAAUGUGAUUUCUCCACAGAGCAUGCGAUAGAAAACAUUAUGAAAGGGGAGGACCAGAUAAAUGUGAACUAUCAUCCCACUUUAGAACCUCAGUUCACUGAUCAAGAUAACGGCAUUGCAAGAGAUGAGAAUAAACAAACAGGAGGCAGUAGAAGUUUGUCUAGGGUGUCACUCCCCAUUGCUAAAGCAAGUGGUAUCAGUUUAACAGAUGAUCUGGCUGUACCUGUAGCAAGUCGGAGAGCUGGAACUGCUGCCAGUUCAGUCAGGAUGUCUGUGAGAGGGGAUGAACAUCAUGGACUAAAACCACCAACACCCCCACGGUUAUCUCCCCUGUCUAGAUCACAUAGUGCAGAUAACUUCCAAGACCGCGGCAAUGUUUUUAGAAUCCCCACCCCACCUGGAUCCUCAUGUGGUCAUCACUCAGCUGGCCAGGAGCUUUGCUACCUCUGUCAUCAGCGUGCCAGGUUGAAUGUGCCUGUCUCCUUCACUGAAGAGAAGAAAAGAAGAGAAGAAGAGGAGGAACGUCUGCUGCAACAGUACCAGGCAAUGAAAGAUGCAGAGGAGACUUUGAAGGAUCAGGAAAAACAUUUAGCACGUAGAUAUGAUCUUCAGAAAAUUUCUGCCUUUAACCUAGGAGUAGCUGAAGCUGUUCAGGCUAAAUUAAAAUCAAAGGAUCCUGAACCACCAAAAGCAUUCUUGUUUACCAGACGACCAUUGACACCUUCUAGAGUUCCUAAGCAAGAAGAAUAUCUAAAGGAACUUGAUAAACAGGUGGAUUCCAAGCUAAAAGCUGACCAAAAGAAAAAAGCUGAUGAUGAAUUUUUGGAGAGGCUGGAACAGGUGCAAUUGGCGGAGGAUCUAGCAGCUCAAAGAGAACAAUACAUAAAGAAUAAGAUGACAUCAGUGGACACAUACAAGAGAGCUCUAGACACCCAGUUGAGGUUCAAACCAGUGCAGAUGCCAGAUAAGGAGCCUGACAAUGAAGUAUUUGGAAAGAAUGACAUGAACAAUGAGAAGCUAGAAGAGCGCCGUCGACGUGCUUACAACAUUGCUCAGGAGCAGAAGGCACUCGUUGAACAAAAGAAAAGGGACGCCAUUCUUGCCAAGUUGGCUGAACAACAGGUGGAAGAGGAAGUAUUGGACAGAGCUAAAAAUGAUUUGAAGGAUGAGAGAGCCUUUAAGCACAUGAUUCAUUUCGACUCGAGAAGGCGGCUGGAGCAUGACUGGCAGAAGUUGGCUGCAGCCAAGAAGGCCAAGGAACUGGAGGAUCGACUGCACUCUUUGAAUCCUGGGAUACUGCUGCAUGAGCAGUGUGACCGCUACAACCGCUGCCGCCAGUGUAAGCGCAAGCUCAACAAUUGCGGUGAGACCAAUGUUUGGAGUGAGUCAAGGUAUGUCCCUGGUACAAGGAUCAUGGUCUAAAGCAAAAUCUCAUCAGCAUUUCAGAUCUAAUAUUUAUUUAUUUUAUUUUUUAUGCAACUAGUUGUAUUGCAAAUUGACAAUUGUUCUGGUAAUUAAGUCGGCUGCUUGAUUAACAAUAUUAAUAUGAUUUUUUAAAAUGGUUGUUUUACGUUAUUAAUUUUAAAUGUUAGAUUGAAUAGAAAUAAAAACUUAUGAUAAAUGAUUAUGUAAAAAACAAUGUUUUGAUUCAAAUAUUUGUGUAUUUUUAAAUAUUUAUUGAAUUUGGUUGCUUAUAAAAUGCUGUAUUUUAAGGGAAUUAUUCCACUAAAACUUAAAGUCUUAGUUGAAUUUAGACCGAUGUUGGGGAUAUCUGUGAUAUAAUCAGUAUUAUGUACUUAAUGUUUUAAUAAAUCACAUUUUACUUAAUGCACAUACCAUUUCUUGUAUAAUGUACAUAUGAAAAAUUUCAAUGUGACCAAACUGCUGAUAAUAUAACAUUUUAAUGUGUGAAAACUGACAUUGAUUCCUUUUAACUAUAAUUUUCAAAAGUAAAUUUCCAGCCCUCAACAGCAUUAACAAUAAGGUGUUAGAAAUUGUCACAAACUGCAUAUUGAAUAUAUUAAAAUAAAAUGCAGUGGAAAAAGUAACUUAACUGUUUUCAGAUCCAAAAUGUAAUUCAUUAUUUCUUGUUUAUUUUUAGACUGGUUUUUUUUUAGUGUAUAAAAAAAUGAACAUCAGCUACUCAGAAAUGAGAAGCAAGAAGAAUAUAUACAUCAGCUUAGCCAAUUGGAUUCUUUUGAUUUUUCUAAUGCAUUGUGAACAAUUUGUUCUUUUUAAAAUAGAAGCAUCAUUUGGCUAGGAGUAUCUGUACUAACUACAUUUUAAAACUUUUAAAAAUAGUUUCUGUGUACAACUAACAACUUUUGGUGGCACUUUGUUGGAUGUUUUGAUUUUUAAAUGUUGAUGUGUAUAAAUGUCUGAAGCCUUAUAAUAGUUUUUUUGUUUACUUUUACAAAACUUUAUGAAAGAGAAAUUUAUUUCUCCAGUUGAUGUGCUGAUCUUUAUUAGAAUGUUUAUCUGUCAGAUGCCUUACACAUGUAGAUCUUUUUCUAAAAUAAAC
Messenger RNA from Physella acuta, 3439 nucleotides. Its product is annotated as coiled-coil domain-containing protein 81. The record is from RefSeq and is a predicted model, not a curated record. Lineage: Eukaryota; Metazoa; Mollusca; Gastropoda; Physidae. Gene Ontology annotation, cellular component: microtubule organizing center.